Naegleria gruberi is the source of this 751-nucleotide messenger RNA. Its product is annotated as START domain-containing protein. The record is from RefSeq and is a predicted model, not a curated record. Lineage: Eukaryota; Heterolobosea; Eutetramitea; Acrasida; Naegleriidae. The transcript has 2 exons. Gene Ontology annotation, molecular function: lipid binding. Bases 3 to 674 code for a protein of 223 amino acids.
AAAUGUCCAAAGUUCCACGUGAUACUGUCGAGAUUGGUAUUAGAGAAUUGAAUUCAUGGGUUGGUUGGGAGAAGGAUACAGAGAACGAGCACGUUACUUUGUAUUGCAAGAAGGUUUACAAGGAAUUGUCAAAUCCGAGCAUUAAAUUUACUGGAGUUGUCAAUUAUCCUCUUGAUGAAGUUUUCGAAGUCUCUAGAAAUGUAAAGUACAGAAUCCACAUGAAUGAAACAACAGUUGAAGCUAAAUGGGUUGAAGAACCUCAACAAGAUUCCGAAGGAAAGUCCUAUGAUGUUUUCUAUACUCGUCUUAAGGGUCCAAAUGCCCUUGUUUCUCAUCGUGAUUUUAUCAUUGCUCGUGAAUGGUGGUAUGAUGAAGCAAAUAAGGCAUGGUGGAUGAUUAUGAGAAGUAUUCCAUAUGAUGGACCUCAAGGAAAGGAAGUUAGUGGAGUGAUUAGAGGAGAAUUUGUGAUUCAAGCUUUCAAAUUUGAAUCUGUAAAUGAUGGAAAAGCAACCAAGUUCACUAUUAUGGCUCAAGUUGAGUAUGGAGGUUGGCUUCCAUCAGGUGUUAUUGGUUUCUUCCAAAAGAAAAUUCCAUUAGAUAUGAAAGAUAAAUUGGAAGCUGGUGUUAUUGCUUUGAAAAAGGAUAGACUCCCACCUUUGCCAAACAAAAAGUAGAAGCAAAGUUAUUUCAAAUAUUAGUAUUUAAUCAAAUAUCUGUAAAUAAUUGUAUCAUAAAGUAUCUGUCACAAAUC